Penaeus indicus is the source of this 718-nucleotide messenger RNA. RefSeq lists its product as uncharacterized. The record is from RefSeq and is a predicted model, not a curated record. Lineage: Eukaryota; Metazoa; Arthropoda; Malacostraca; Decapoda; Penaeidae. Gene Ontology annotation, molecular function: odorant binding. The transcript is spliced from 6 exons. The coding region runs from base 65 to 580 and encodes 171 amino acids.
ACACAACUUCACACCCUGUAGUAGUUCCAGUGUCACUCUUGGUUAGUGAGCCGCCAUCGUCAUCAUGAAGCUGUUAAUGCUGCUCGCGCUCGCGGCCGCCAUGGUGGCGGUUCAGGCUUGCAAGGAAAAAAGUGAAUGCCACGAGCUGAUGCGCGAUGUAAUGCAUAAAGAAGACAUGAAGGAAAUCAUAGAGAGCUGUAUGGAGGAAAAUGAAAUCGUCCCUAACUUAGGUCGACGAUCCGGUGGCCGCAAAGGAAAGAGAAGUCCUCAUAUGGUGCGGUUCAUUACAAGUCUUUCUCAAGAAAAUCAGACAGUCCUAGCCGAGUGCAUCUUCGAUAAGGAAGGUCUUCUCACAGAUGAUGGUUUGUUCGAUGCGACGGCGUUCACAGAAGAAGUGAUCGCCAAGUUAGGAGAAGCAGAGCAAACUGAACAAGCAGAUGCUAUGUUGGCUGCCAUUGAGGACGGCACUUGUGUAGUCGAGGAGAGCGAACCUGACUUGAUGCUGGUCUUCCGGUUCAUAUGGUGCCUCAAGGAUGAGUGCAAAGAAGCAACCGAACCAUCAUCUGAAGAAGAAGAAUAACAAUGAACACGGAAAGAGCAAAGUUACCGCUAAUCCUCUCUACGCUCCUUUGAAAUUGAUAAUUGAUCCUGUAAAUGCCGAUUCGAUUCAAAAUCUUUUGAAUCCAAAAUCUAUUCUCAAAUCCUAAUAAAUCCUUAG